Molecule: messenger RNA, 1542 nt
Organism: Andrographis paniculata
Lineage: Eukaryota; Viridiplantae; Streptophyta; Magnoliopsida; Lamiales; Acanthaceae
Product: 60S ribosomal protein L2, mitochondrial
Exons: 1
Coding region: 411-1391 (326 amino acids)
Biological process (GO): cytoplasmic translation
Cellular component (GO): ribosome
Molecular function (GO): RNA binding; structural constituent of ribosome
Source: RefSeq, a predicted model, not a curated record
AGCUAGUAUCUAAAUGUCUGGUUUAGGUAAGUAUUAAAUAUUCCCUCAUGGCUUCUCUUAAGCCUUUCAACGAUCGUUUAGCUAUCCGAAUUAGGGAUAGAUAGUUAGACCUGUCUGUCUGAACAUAAAUAUAGUUAGUGUGUCCUAAGAUAGUCUGUAUUUUCUAAUAUCAAUAAGUUAAUAUUAGGUUAUCUUGAGCUAUCCUAAAUCGGACUAUUUUGUGUCAAUAUACGUUCCCAAGAUUGUCUGCUAACAAAGUGGAUUUGGAAAUUACGUAAGUAGAUGAUUGAGCCAUCAGCGGGCAGUCAUCGAGUUGUGUUUUCAUAAGGACCAACGACGAUCUGAUACUAAAGGAGAAGGAGGAGUAGGAGCUAGCUUGAAUUGAGAAUCGAAUGAUUACGAGAUAGACAAUGAGAGAAAGAAGAGCACUUAGACAAUUCACUUUGAGUACAGGGAAGUCUGCUGGUAGGAAUUCUUCAGGACGUAUUACUCUUUUUCACCGAGGGGGUGGAUCGAAGCGAUUGCAGCGAAGAAUUGAUCUGAAACGAAGCACUUCGUCUAUGGGCAUUGUAGAAAGGAUAGAAUAUGACCCUAAUCGUUCUUCUCGAAUCGCUCCAGUACGAUGGAAAGGGGGGGCCCACCAGAGAAAAUGCAAGACGAUAGAAGAGUUCGCUCCGCCGAAAAAGAGACUCGAAUCUACCACGACCACCAUCCGCGGUCCAUUUGCGUUCUCUUCCCUGCCCGGGAAGGUGGAUCAAAGAAAGGUAGCUUGCUUCUCUCCUGGCCUGAUGGCGGUUUAUGUAGUGGUCGGCCUUCCGUACAGAAUGCCCUCUUGGUCGAAGAGCCACUUUACUAGUAAGGGCGCUGGAAGCAAAAAAACUUGCGCGAAGGACGUUUUCUUCUCUGCCUUCUCCUCUCCAAAGGCCAAGGGAGAGACUGCAUCCCUUUCCUUCGGUAGCUCUUUUGGUUUCCCAAGGAUAGCGGUAGCUGGGGCAAAGCCCGCUUUCUUCGUUUUUCGAAUGAGAGAGAAAGUCAGAGGAAAAAACACGUUCUCUCUUUGCGAGAUCCGAAAAUGGAGAACGCAUAGCAUUCUCUGGGCACAUAGGAUCAAACGUAAAGCAGCGCUCUCUUGGCAGAGUUUUAGGCGGCAAGAGAUUUUAGGGCUUGUUGGAGCUUCUGAGCAUAACGAAUCGAAGCCGAAGACGGAUCAAGGCUUUUAUACCAAGGCAAUAGACGAAGGACCGAAGAAUGGAACGUGCAAAGUAGAUCGUGCACCUGUCACUUAUAUAAUAGCCAGUCAUCAAUUUCCAGCGGGCAAGAUGGUGAUGAAUUGGUCUAAACCUUCGACUAGCGACUUAUUGCGACCUGCCCAGAAUGCCAAUACAUACUAAAACCUUGUUCACACAGCGAAAAAAGGGCGAGUAGAAGAAUAAUCAAAUCCAAUUUUGUAGUAAUCUUAAUCUUAUUAUUCUACUUAGUGUAUUUAAUAUAGUGUAUUUAAUAACCUAUCUUUAGAUCCAGGUGUUAUACAAGGGUUUUGUA